This is a messenger RNA of Pocillopora damicornis (cauliflower coral), 2534 nucleotides long. RefSeq lists its product as uncharacterized. Gene Ontology annotation, biological process: potassium ion transmembrane transport; action potential. Gene Ontology annotation, molecular function: delayed rectifier potassium channel activity; ligand-gated monoatomic ion channel activity. Gene Ontology annotation, cellular component: voltage-gated potassium channel complex; membrane. The record is from RefSeq and is a predicted model, not a curated record. NCBI's taxonomy places the organism in Eukaryota, Metazoa, Cnidaria, Anthozoa, Scleractinia, Pocilloporidae.
GAGCCUGUCAAAUUUUCCAUUCGAACUGAGCGACUCUCUCAAGUUCUACCAGAAAGCGCUGUGAUACCUCUGUGAAUAAGUAUUCGUUUCUGUAAAGAAUAUCGUUAUCUUCAACGGACAAACGAGGAUCUAUUGAAGAAUUCUCGUAAAACUAUGAGGGUUUUCUGUUGUCCCGCAUUUGUGUAUGUUGUAUCCUUCAUUAUACUCAGCCAUGUUGAAGUAGUGGCAAGUAACAACGCCACUAAUGGAUCCGCACCCCAAGCUACAGGCUGCCAAGAGCAAGUAGAUAACAAAUGUCCCAUGUCAUUAAAAAUCGACUGGUGGGAGAUUCCACCAUACAUUUACAAAGACUCAAAAAAAGAAGUAACUGGCAUCUUUCCAAAAAUUCUGGAGAAGCUUGUAAAAGAUUGUUGUGAUGGCGGCACAGAUAAACCAUCCUGCGUGAAGCUCAAUUUUAGUGAAGUUCCCUCCAAUGACUCUGAGGUGGUUAAAAAGCAAAUCGAUAAGAACGGCACACUGAUCAGCAUGCCCGUAUAUGGAGACAUGAAAGACGUCACUUUUCAAAACCACCCAUAUUACCCAGUCGUCGAGUCUCCUGGCGUUGUGUUCAUCGUCAAAAAGGAAGAUUCAUCCAAUGCUGCUCAGGCUGUCAUGGAGGCUGUGUUCCAGGGAUGGCCUGUCCUCCUCCUCACGCUGAUCAUGGCCGCACUGUCUGGCAUAGUAGUUUGGGCACUGGACACUUACUGGAAUCCUGAAGAAUUCCCGCGCUCGUUCUUCAAAGGAACAUGGGAAGGUUUUUGGUGGGCAUUUGUAUCCAUGACAACUGUUGGGUACGGUGACCGCGCGCCACGAUCAGUGCUGGCUCGUACGUUUGCUUUCAUCUGGGUUCUCAUUGGGCUCGUGAUCAUAUCAAUCUUUACCGCUACAGUCACAACGUCGCUCACCGCCAUAUCGCUUAGCAACGAAAUCAAACUGUACGGAUCUGACGUUGUCGCUUUGAAGAACACAGAGGAGCAAAGGCUUGGUGUACGAAACAAUGCUAAAGUUACAGAACUAAACAGCGUCAGUGAACUCAAAGAUACUGUUAUAAACCAGGAACCAAAAGUUACUGGAGCGCUGCUAGAUAGUUAUGUCGCAGGCUACUGGGCUAAGGUAGCAGAAGACCCUGUUUUAAAGAACCCGGAUCUCCGCGUGGGGACUGUGCUCGAUCAUCAGUUCGCUUAUGGCUUCGUUAUCGCUGGUGCUUUGAAAAAGGCAGAAAAAUGUAUGAGGAAGAAGCUUAACAGCAUGGAAACCGAAAUAACGGGAAUCAUCCAAGAGCAGGCAAAAACUAUGGAGGAACCAGGGGAGAGCGCAGCCGUGGAGAAAACAAACAAUCUAUUUGAUGCCAAAUCGCCAAUGUUCAGGAAAGCCAUCUACACUUGUAUCGGACUGGUAGGUGCGCUGACCAUAUGCGGGCUCAUUUGGGAGUUCCUAUAUUGGCGACCACGUCAGCCUAAAGAAGCAAAGACAGAGGUUGAACGGAUCGUGACACCAGAAACCUCUUACGAAAACCUAGUGGCCAUGCAGUGUGCAGAAAUUGAGGAGGCCAUGAUGAAUGAGGUUCAACGAUUUUACAUCGCUUGGAACAAGAAACUGGAAGAACUGAAGCGGCGCAACGGACAGAGUCCAGGUGACAUGAAUGUCAUUGGUAUGGGGGUGAGUGGAGGCGACAUGAGAAGCAUGUGAUGAGAGCUGUGCGGGAACGACACGGUCAGCAUUAGCGAAGCAUUUAUUGACAACACUUUUCAUAGGCUACUGUUAGGAACUAUUAAUGGCCAGAGCAUGCGUAGAUCUGACGAACUUACGAGAUGAGCAUCGAAACCCGAAUCUGAAGGACACUGUAGUUAACUGCAUUGAGGUUUUCUCCGCUACAAACAACCGAGUAGAAGAAUGUAGAACCUGUAUUAAACGAGUGACAUAAAUGCAAACGACGUUUGCCUCUGGACUUACAUCGCACCUUUAAACCAAACUAAGGAGUGUAAGCGUCUUUAUCCCAAGUCUCUCGUCAUUGUCAAUACUUAAGCUAAUGCUGGACUUUUUAACAGGCCAGGAGCCUGUUACGUUCCCUACAUUGUAAAUAGUGUUCCAUUAUCACAUUUGCAGCCAUUUUCUGCGUUACGUAAAAAACUGCCAACUUUUAUCUCAUAAUUUUGCUGAAACCUUUCGUAUUUUGCAAAUGACCCGCCAAUCUCGUCAGCAUGAUAGCGAUUACGAGGCCGUAGGUCAAAGGUAAACUAAUCUCUAUUAGCAGAGCUCUAAAUACCAGUGCUUUUAAAAAUAUUACAUAAAACAUUUUCAUAAGUUUUUGAGCUUAGAUGAAACACUAAAUUUUUUAGAUUCGUAAAAAGGUUAUCACCAUCAUUUAGUCAUUGUUAAAACAGUCUAUAUAGCGUUGGCAGAUAAGGAAUGGAGGGUAGAACCCCUAUCUCUCUUCCUGAGUUUAUAUUGUGCCGGUGGAGACCCCCCCUCCUUGUCUUUGAUCUCCACCACCU